This is a messenger RNA of Mugil cephalus (flathead mullet), 8030 nucleotides long. RefSeq names its product kinase non-catalytic C-lobe domain-containing protein 1. The record is from RefSeq and is a predicted model, not a curated record. Lineage: Eukaryota; Metazoa; Chordata; Actinopteri; Mugiliformes; Mugilidae. The transcript has 31 exons. The coding region runs from base 339 to 5699 and encodes 1786 amino acids. Gene Ontology annotation, biological process: small GTPase-mediated signal transduction. Gene Ontology annotation, molecular function: guanyl-nucleotide exchange factor activity.
UCAAGAUCGCCUUCAGUGAAUCGCCUGUUUCAGAGAAGGUGUUGUAGUCAUGACAGCCCUAAACACUAGCCGGUGUCUCCGACACCAGUAGCGCGCCGCAGACUGUCUCUCCGGAUGCGUUGCGGUGCUUUACGCGUUUUCCCCACCGUUGUAGUGUUUUUCUUUUUUUUUCGGACCAGAGCGUCCCGCAGUGACCAUCGACUGCCUGCCUGCCCGCCUGGCUGCUAGGGCUGCAGCGUUCCCCGAGAGCAUAGGCAUGCCUUCCCCUGUCUCGACUGGAAACGUUGUAGUCGGGGCCGAUAUUCGCUUCACUACUUGAGGGAAUCGAAGUUGGUGCAAUGGAGACUUCCGGGAGUGAUGCUGCGGUCACAUACCUGGAGAAAACUGAGGAGAGAGAGGCAUAUCAUGAUCUGGAACAUCUGCCUCCACUACUGGAAGAUGAGGAGAAUGUGUCUCUGGCAGACAUCCUUUCUUUGCGGGACAGCUGUCUGUCUGAGGAGGAGGUGUGGGCAGUGUGUGCGGAGUGCGCUCUCGCCCUGCAGAGCAUCAGACCCUCCCACCUCUUCCACACUCUGUGCAUAACACCAGACACUUUGGCCUUCAACGCCCAUGGGAAUGUUUGCUUCAUGGAGCAGCUCAGUGAUGAUCCGGAAGGCUCUUUUGUGCCUCCUGAGUUUGACAACACAGGCAGCACGUUCGAGGGCCAUGUUUACUCUCUGGGCUCUACGCUUUCUGCAGCACUGAACUUUGUCAUCGAGCCAGAGCUGGAGGCAGAGCUGGGAGAAGAAAUCCAGAGGCUGCUGGAGCAGAUGCAGGAGGAGACGCCUGAGGACCGGCCGCUCCUGCCGGACAUCCUGUCCCUGGCUGAAGCCCGGCUCUCUCAAACCUCCUCCGCAGCUGUGUGCCGGAAGCUGUCUUCGGUCGGACGGCGCGUGCUCUCCAUUGAAUCCGUGUCGAACUUUCAAGAUGGACAGGAAGGCUCCUGGGAGGCGAGGUGGCAGCAUUCCAAACCCCGGUGUCUCCUCAAAAGGCUGAGCUCAGAUGAUAACGCCAAAGACUUUGCUGAUAGUUCUGUUAAAUCGAAUGGCGUGUCCAGGCAGCAGCUGUGCGGAGGCUGGGAUUCCUCUCUCUGGGCUGAGGACAUGGAAGGCGGCGAAGGCGACAGCAUGAUCCUGAAAGAUGAGCUGGACUGCCGAUCCCAAAACAGCUCCCCGGUGAGGAGGAGAGCCCAGCAGAGGCUGAGCAGGGUGAGGGGGGCCCUUAACCGCUCCUGCUCUGUCCCCGACUCCAACAACCCUCCCUGUCUGUCCCCACCCACCCACGGAGAUAUCAGCAUACCUGUUUCUGACCUCACUGAGAUAGGGGCGGACGAGCACUUGAGCUCCAAGGCUGUGUGGAGCGACAGGCUUCACAGACUCAACCGGGGACAGUCCUGCGAGGCGUACCCGCGCUGUAGCGCUGAGUAUUGUUCGGAAGUGCCACAAGGAGACGAGGAGGCUUUGUACAUCGGAGAAACAGACAGCGAAGACUGGCUUGAAAGUCAAUCCAAAGACUUAACCCAAGACUUAACGUCUUCCUGUACUUCCUGUCAGGAGCUGGAUAUGGAACAAGACUCUUCUGGGGAACAGAGCUCACUGAACCACAGCCUUUAUAUUCCUAAUAACCACAUGACCAAAAGCAUGCUGUGCCUGAAUGAGGAAUCUCAGGAUGAGUGGAUCUCUCUAAGAGAGUUACUCACUCGUGGAUGGAGGCUGACAGUGAACGAGCUGUGGGCUCUGUGCUACACCUGCCUCUCCUCGCUGCAGACCUACAUCGACUUCCCAGCCUAUUUGUGUCUGGACACAGUGUACGUGGGCUGCGAAGGAGAGGUGCUGUUCUUGAAACCUAAAAACAUAGAAACACGUGAUGAAUUUUUUCUCGCUCCUGAAUAUCAGGAGCACGGAAUUGUGACAGAAAAGGUGUGCGUGUAUGGGGUCGCUGCUAUCCUCUGGGCCACGGCCAAGUUUAGUUUAUCACCUAAUCAAAAGCUGGCGAUGCCUCGCAAGCUGAAAAGACUGCUCCUGGAGAUGGCUAAGAGGACGCCUAUAGAGAGACCCACCAUCCUUACAGCUAAAAAGAGCUGUCGUGACUACUUAUCACAUCAGGGGACGGACGCUGAGACUGUCUGGAACAACCUCAUCAGCAGAGUUCACCCGCCAGCUUCAAAGUCCUGUGACGCUGAAGAUUUGAGUCCACCUGAGCACUCAUGUGAAGAAUCUGCACAAAGCAACAGUGGCUUUGUGCCCAUGGCCACUGAGAGCCGACUGGCUCCUGUGCCUGGCCCUGUUCCCCACAGCUAUCCAGUCAAAAAAGAACUCCAUCUCCCAGAUGCCUUCACUUCCACUGCCACACACUUCAUCCCCAUCGUCCUGACCAAUGAAGAGGAGAGCCAACAUCUCGGAGCUGCCACUGAAGGGACUUUGGAUGGAUUCACAAAAGGCAAAGAUCACAUCGAGGAAAGCAGCCUUGGUUUCAUCCCGGACUUGUGUGAUACAUACAUUCAACCUAACCCACACACACAAGAGUCCACUGACGGUCAAUCAGUCGUAAUUACAUCUUCUACAAGUUCCAGCAACAAGAUUCUGGUUGACUCUCCUUCCGCUCUCCUAGAUAUUUCCAGUCUUGAAUUUUCCCCCCCUGUGCCAUUUUCCACUAACCUCAAUGGUUGCGGCGUUUUCAACAAUUACCUCUUUCGACAGGACCCCACAACAGGACAUUUGUCCCUAGUGCCUGUGCAGGUCAGGGCUCCCGAGACGGUCCCGGGGUUAGAUAUAAAUCUGUCUCUGGUCCCGAAGCCUUUGCCAGGAAUGAUCACAGUUCCAGAGAGCACUGAGGGUUCGUUUACUGACAGUCUGAAUAUGCCUGGACCGCAGGAAUAUGAUCCACCACCGUCUUAUUUCAGCUCCCUCAAGCAUACUUUUUCAAGGGCACACAAUGGACAAAGAAAUCCAAGCACACGAGGUGAGAACCAUUCUUCUUCAGAGUCCAUCUCUACCAGAGUCCACCCUGCUCUGCAGGAGGUGAUUGACCUGCUCAAGGGCGAGUUCUCACUUGACGGAUACAUGGACAGUGGACAGGAGGACAUUGCCAUGGGGGAGUACAUCUUCUCUUUGAAGGACCUCCAGCACCAUGCGUUUGCCCGAGUUGUGAGGGAGAGGUUCAGUGAUCUGUACUGGGAAGACGACUUGCUGGGUAUACUUCACUGCCUGGUGAACUACAGCCCGUCCACAAUCGAUUCUAAUGAGGAACCUCCAUCAAAGGCUGUGGAAAGGGCAGCUCUUACCCCACCCUUGAUAGCUGCCGCAGUCUGGAGAGGAAAGAGGGAACUUUGCCUGCACGGCUGUCUUGAUCUGAAUGGGAACAUUCACCAGUCCAGUCCCGUUGCGUUAGAUUCAUGGGAAGCGACGGAGGCCCGGUCCUGUCGUGAAGAAAAUGAAGGUGAUGUGCUUGAAGAUGCCGAACUAAGAUCGGGACAAAGUCGGAACUGCAACAGUCAAGGUGUGAGCGCUGACAGUACGGACUCGGGGGUCAUGGAGGGUGGAGAUCAUUCGGGGGGGGGCGGCGAUGAAAGCCCCUCUGAACCUGAGUUUCUGUCGGGGAGAGAGGAAGGGCUGAUGGGAGCCCACGACGAGCAGAUGAGCCCAGACUGCUCGGAGGACAUGGAGGAUAGUGACUCCCUGACGUCGGAGCGGCUGCUCUCACCCGGAUCCAGAGGAGAGGGGCCGGGGCUCAGUUUCAGCCCAAGCUGGGCCUUAGCCUUCUUCGGGGAGGAUUGUUUCAGUCCAGAGAUUAUUCAGUACACAGUGAAUCUGGGACAGCACACGGGAUCGCCUUGUCUGGAUGUGAAGGCACAGGAACUGCAGCAGCAGCUGGUGAUUGAAACAAGGAAUCUAAAGAAAACAAGAAAUUUCUACCAAAAGCUGAUUCAACAGGAGAGGAAAAACAAAGGCGCUGAGAGCAAACUGAUGGUCUCCAAACUCAAGUCCCAACUCGAAGAGCUCAGAUCCAAGGUGGUCUUCUUGGAUUGUGUGAAGAAAUACCUUGAGAUUUUGAGUGUGGACCAGUGGGGGUUGGAGGUUUCAUUACUGCCCUCCUUGGCUGUCAGCGGACCUGACGCUUUGGAUCUUCAUUCCUCUGAAGACUCCUCUGUUCUAAGCUAUGGUACCAGCAAAGGGAAGACCACUCUUCAGUCGGGGUCUCCUUUGGGCCUCAUGGCUUACCUCUACGCCAGAAAUGCUGCUGUGGAGGGCUACAUCCAGCAGUUCCUGUAUACUUAUCGUUUCUUCUGCACUCCUGAGCAGUUACUGCAGUUCAUAAUGGAUAAAUUCAGUGGUGCAGCAAGGGAAGGUCCGGAUAUGACAGGCGACAGUGAAAGGAUCUUCCAUCGAAGUUUGGACCUGCUUCAUUUCUGGAUAACAGACUGCAAAUCUGUGGACUUCACGCCAAAGUCCAGCCUCAUGGACACAUUAGAAAGCUUCCUUAAUACUGAGGUGAUUCCUGUAGACAGCCAAGGAGAGGCUCUUCUCGCCGGUCUCCACAGCUCUCAGAGUGUCUCUAAUACGAGUCAAGUCCUGGGAAGCCUGAUCAGCUUUGAUGUAGAUGACGACUCCGUGUGUUUGCAUUCAUCCACUGAGGAUCUUGGCAGAAAGUGGAGGAUUUCUCGCGUGGUGGAGCCCUCUGGAUCCGUGUCCAAAGAGAAAGCCUUCUCCAUUGCUGCGGCCCUGCCAGUGCCCUGCUACGGCUCCCUGAUGGACGACCUCCCAGGCCUGCACGGUGAGGAGCGACUUCCCUUCAGCCAGAAUGAGUACAGCGCCCAACACAUAGCACAACAGCUCACCCUCCUGCAACAGGAAAUAUUCCAAGGAUGUCAUCCGGUUCAUUUCCUCAACUCCAGAAUGCAAGGAGUGAUAGACAAAGUCCUGACCCCAAACAAGAACGUGCCACAGCUCGUCCCGCCAGCAGAGAGCAGCAGCGCGCUUGUGCGCGAGGCGGCGCAGUCAGGCGGCGGCUACCUUCAGCGGCUGCUCGCAUAUGCUGACAGUGUCACUAACUGGAUCUCUGCUGAGAUAGUCAUCUGUGACUCUGUCAAGACGCAAGUCGCUCUGCUGACAAAGUAUCUGUGGAUAGGGAAGCACUGCUAUGAGUCGAGGAACUUCGCCACAGCCAUGCAGGUCCUCGGAGGUCUGGAGAACGUGAUUGUCAGGCAAUUACCAGCUUGGAAACAUCUGGCUUCCAAGGUGUACGAGAUCCUGGAGGAGCUACGAGCUGUGCAGGUGUUUCUGAAGAGUGAUGAUCUGUGUCUCAUGGGGGGAGAGCACACGAGGAAGAGACCCACUCUGCCCUCAGCGCACAUCCUGGCCAUGCAUGUCCAGCAGCUGGAGAUCGGCGCCUUCACGCUCACUACGGGGGCUUACAAGUGGAACAAACUCAGGAGCAUAGCGAAGGUUGUGAGUCAGGUCCAUGCCUUCCAGGAGGUUGCGUACCCCUACAGCCCAGACCGGGACCUGCAGGCUUACCUUCGGCGCCGCAUCGCCCGACUCUCCACCUCUGACGUUCACCUCUUGGCCGCCGACAAUGACACCAACUUCCAGCAGUCGAGCGAGCGACAAACGCGGAGGAUCCAGGACACGCUGAGGAGGGUCAAGGCCACCUUCCAGUGAGACCUGCCUCAGUCACAUUUCUCAGCCCAGAGAGAGACAACAACACCAGGUCAAUGCCCCAUGUCCUAAACCAGAGCCUGCACAUUCCUAUGUAGUCUUGGCAGCAGAACCUUGCGGACUGGACACUCACACUCUUUUUAAUCAGGUUCUGCUGUUAAUACCACAACUAAAACAAAAGAAACAAAGUAUUUUUCCUACUUAAUGAGUACUGGGGGAUAUUUGUAAUUUGCAGUGAUUCUUUACUGAACUCAUACAGGCAGCAUUUGUAACACAAUCCUAUCAUUUAAUUGGUAACAUUUACUUAUAAUAAUUUCUGGACUAAACAUUGUGUCACUGUAGAAUGAAUGUCCAGUAUUUUAGCUGAAUUAUCACCAUGAUGGAAUAGAAAACUGCAUCAUGUCCUGAAACCCCCAUAGCCUGGGUUCACUAUGUAGCAGUGUGGUUAAACAAUCAUUAUUGCUUGGGAUUGGCACCAAUAAAGCACAGUAUUAUAUGUUUUAAGAGGGACUCUUACAUGUGUAGCCAUGCUGGAAAUAGAAGAGACAGUUUGUCUGUCAGUCCAGACUCUCAAGAACUAGUGAGUUCAUUGCCAAAGCACUUUUGUGCAAAUAUUCUUUUUUUUCCCCUAAAGAAUGGCUUUGCUAACUUUCUGACUUUUCCACUUCUUGACUUUUCAACUUCUGUUUUGCAUGGAUGUGCAGAGGUCUCACGUCAACCAGUCCAUCUCGCUGGAUGGCCGUAGUGACCUGUUAGCUCUUUAUUUAUUUGAGGCCAGGUCAUUUAUUUCAUUAACACUUUGCUGUGUGACUCGGCUCCUUCAAAACUUUGUGUUUAGUGCAAAUUUUAGCAUGCAAACACACUAAACACACACAUGGUGAAUUUAAAUGAACUUCAACCUGUUUGCAGUGUCGUGGUGAGCAUGCUGACAUUAGCAUUUAGCACAAAUAACACGGCUGUGUCUGAGCGUAGCAGCUCAGCGCUGCUAACAUGGCUGUCAUGGAUGUUAGUGUGACUGGAUAAGGAUUCAAAGAAGCUCCCAACACGAUUAAAGUGAAAAUUGCUCAUGAAGCACUCGGAGGAUAAAAAAAGAUUUCCUCGCUUCCAGGUAUUGAAUGGAGACAAGCUUUUCAGGUUUGCUAAAUUUUGUUUUGACUCGAUGUUCUUUGAAUUUCAUUCUCUCCAUUGAUACUCAACAAUGCCUGAAUAUCACCAUUGGUUGAUUAGUCAUGCCAAUUUUUUUCUGCAACUGGAUUGUGGUUAUUCUUGCCCGCAGCGCAACAGUAACAGCAUUUCUAUAAUUCUGGUUUAGUUAUAAAAUGCCAGUGUAGGCAACUGUUCAGACAUAUUCAGCACUGCAAGUCCUACCCUAAAAGUCUGUGAACCUUUAGAAAUUACAGCCAGUCCACUUUGUGUUUUUUUAAGAAUAGAACUUACAACAUACUUUAGGAUCUGGCUGUGUCAUUGUAAAUGCAUCAAGGUUAUGAAAAUGUGGUCCCCUGGAAAGGUUUCUAUGUUGGAAACAGGGCUGUAGAGAAAAGUGAGACAAAAGUGGCAAAAGUGAAAUGCCAGAUAUUGUUCUACAAAGUAGAAAGAUUUGUUUAAAGUUUAAAGGAAAAAAAAAUCAAACUCUGGCCCCGUUCUCACCUUUGCCCAGCUGGCCCAUCUCUAUGUGAAGUCUGUGUGACUAUCAGAUUGUUGCACAGCACAUUCCUGAAUUAUUUUCUACCACCGCUCAGCAAACCUGACAGGGAGACAGUAUGCACGGUGCAAAGACACGGGUAGGACUGGAGGUGAACAGGGGAUCUCUAUUCAGUCAUGUCAAGCUCUUAAAUGAAGUCAGUUUGAUACAGCAGAAUUGUGUUUGACUUGUAGAAAGCCAGGCUAAAUAUCGCAGUACUGCUGUAUUCAAUUUAAUGAACAAUCUAUUGAUCGUACAUUUUGCUUAACGCACACCUUUUUUUCUUAUUAGUUCGCCAGUUAGGAGUUGAAAUGAGAAUUAUCUAGUUAGAUUGAUAAAUUAAUUUCAUUUAAACAGCACAACGGGUAAUAAUUGCAUUUAUUAUCGGCAGUGUGUGGUGAAGGGCAGAAGACAAGCUUACUGUGUCAUGACCAAACCAUACCAUUACAGAGCAAAUGAUAGAACAUAAUGAGGUGUCAGUGUGCAAAAUGUUAUUUGAGGAAUGAUGUUCAGUCACUGUCUAUUUUUCUAUUUUCCUGCCCGCUCUCGCUCUCUCCUCCGCCGUUUUCCGCUGUGAAACUCGCCGCGGAGAUGAAAUGUGACGUGCUAUGAAGAUUUGCUUAAUUUAGCUAAAUAAAUGAGAUUUUAUAAGC